CUCCUCUGAAAAAAAAAAACUUCCUUCUUUCGGUGCUCAAGACGCCCCAUCUCCCCUCUCGUCGUCUUCUCUCUCAUCCCAUCCUGUGCCAAAACAAAACGAAAAAAAAUACUCUUCCUGCAAGCUGCUAGCCUAGAGCGAGAGGGGAAAAAAAGAAAAGAAAAGGAAAAGAAAGGGGGGUAAUCUCCGGAACCAUCUAGAGACAGCGAGCGGCGCGUGGAGCGGAGCGGAGCGAGCAAGCCUACUGCGCCGGUGGUGGUGGUGGCGGCGGCGGCCGCGUCCUCACGAAGCAGAAGCGGUUAAGAUCCAUCCAUCCAUCCAUCCAUCCAGCCCGUUCUUGAGUUCUUCGCUCCCUCUUUUUCUUUGCUCGUUUCCUGGACGCGAAUUCUUCGGGCGUCGGCUUUGAGGUUCUGAUCCGCAGCUCUCGAUUCCGGAAGGAGUUGGUCAAGAACUGGGGAUCCUGAGUUGAAUAUGAUAUCAAAUCCGGUGGACUGGUAUAGUUUCGGACCCGGAUAGAAUUCGCAGGGAUGCCAGAUUGGAGGGUGCGUGAGUUUGAAGGUAAAUUCACUGAUGAGUUUGCCCACAGUAAUGGCAAGGAACAUGAAGGUGGAGUUGAGGCUCCAGGUGUCACUAGUAGUAAGAAGUUGAAGCAUGCAGUCGCCAAUGAGAAAGCCCAAGGUCCCAUCCCCAGAACGAAUAGCUCAGAUUCACAGAAAUGUAAUUUAGAGGACAACCAAUGUGAGAACGGGAUAGUAUCCCAGAAUAUAAACAGUGCCGCUGACUGCAUAGGAGACUGCAAAAAUGGUUCCAAUGCCUUUCUUUCAAGAGAAGAAAAUACAAUCGUUGAAACCAGAUGUCCAACAGAUAACUGGAACUCCUGUCAGUUUGCACUGAGCAAUGGUUCGUCCAUUCUCAAUAACCACAGUGCUCCACAGGAUAGCCUCACUUAUGGAGAUAAUGAUCUAAACUACAUCGAUUGGCCUGGCAUUGAUAAUUUUGAGGAUGUCGACACAUUAUUCAGGUCAUCUGAUUCCACAUAUGGUCAGCAGCAGCUGGAGAAUGCAGAUGGGUUAUCUUGGAUUCCUUCUUCAGAUGCUGUUUACUCUUCUGAUGUUGCUAUGCAGCAAGGGUUUGACUCGUCUUAUUCAGAUUAUGGUAUUUUGGAUGAUCUCUCAGCAUUCCAUUGUGCAGAAGAUAAAUCACUACCCUCAGUUGAUCCUUCAUCAGCUUUAUGUGAUAAUCAAUUCAAUGAUACCUACCUGUUCAGUGAGCAAAAGAAUGUGAAUGCAUAUGGUGAACAGAUAUACCAAGAGGAUGUGAUGGAGUUGUUGCCCACUGACCAGAUAUGCAGUGGACAUGAAAACAUUGAUAUGUUGCAGGUUGGAAACCAGUAUUCAUCUGAAAAUGCAAUUCAAGGUAUUGAAGACAAGAAAUUCUCUAUAGCGUCAACUUCUCAGCUGAGCUCCUCUCAGAAUUUACUGAAUCAAAGGCACCACUUAAAUUCCAGUUCACCAAGCAACAUUACUUCUGAGUCCUAUGCAGAAAAGUUUGGUCCAUCUAGCGGUUCUUUUGCACAAAGGAAUUCAAAAGCGCAGAAGAAAACUUUGAACAUGCAACCAAGACAGCCAACAAAUGAUAAUGACAUAAACAGACAUCCUCAAACAUUGACAAGAAGAGCUUCUUAUCCUUGUGAGAACUAUGAAACUGAAAGAAAAGGAUUAGGGAAAAGAACUCUGGGGGAUCCUCAAGUUACAAUGGGUACUUCAAUGGUAGUGGAUGGCUCAUUUGUAUCAUCUGUGUCCUCUGAUAACUCAGUUGAAGAAAGCAGCUUUCGACAACUGCAGGAUGCUGUUAGUCAGCUGGAUGUGCAAACCAAAUUGUGCAUUAGGGAUGGUUUAUACCGAUUGGCACGAAGUGCGCAACAUAGGCAAGUUUUUCCAAAUAUGAUGAACAACAAUGGAGAUAGCCAGGAUGUAAAGGAUUUGCAGAAUGCAGAAACUUCACACAAGUUCGUCGAUCCCCGGAGCAUCGAGACGCAGACAAACCCGAUCGAUCGGUCUAUAGCUCUGCUACUUUUCCACCAGUCAUCGGACCAGGCGGCUGUAGCUGUCGACGAUGCCUCGUCACUAAAAUCCCCUGCUGGUAACAAACAGCACCCGGGCCCUGCCUCUAACCAAGGCCUGAUGCCAGCUUCAUCGGUGUAUUCCCCAGGAGGUCAGGGGACCCCCAAGGAUGUACAGUCCCUGGACAAGUACUGAAUUUGUGGCGCUGCUCUCCAUGACCUGGUUAAAGCGCCAUGAUGUGGAGCGUUCAACGUCCGUGAUUUUCAAUGCAAUAUUUUUACAGACGUAUGGGGGGGCUUUCACAUGAUGUUUCUAGGCUUAUAUGUAAAAACAAGCAUAUUGUGUACCCAGUAGUCUGUAGUCGGUUCCAAUCACAUUGGUUUUGACAUAUGCUUGUAUCCUAUUGUUAGACGGCCGCUGUGCUCCCUAGUGAGUGUUGACUCACAUUUCUUGUGUAAUUUAAAAAGAAAAAAUUCUUUUCCCCUAGCUAUAUAACCUUUGAACUGGUGCACAGGA
Molecule: messenger RNA, 2579 nt
Organism: Sorghum bicolor (sorghum)
Lineage: Eukaryota; Viridiplantae; Streptophyta; Magnoliopsida; Poales; Poaceae
Product: protein LNK1-like
Exons: 11
Coding region: 528-2258 (576 amino acids)
Biological process (GO): regulation of DNA-templated transcription; circadian rhythm
Source: RefSeq, a predicted model, not a curated record